Messenger RNA from Mercenaria mercenaria, 2529 nucleotides. Its product is annotated as leucine-rich repeats and immunoglobulin-like domains protein 1. Gene Ontology annotation, molecular function: protein binding. Bases 457 to 2418 code for a protein of 653 amino acids. The transcript has a single exon. The record is from RefSeq and is a predicted model, not a curated record. NCBI's taxonomy places the organism in Eukaryota, Metazoa, Mollusca, Bivalvia, Venerida, Veneridae.
UUGUACCGGAUAUUGUCUGCGACACGAAGAGCAAAACGAGAUAUACUGCUAAAUAAGUAGUUUUCUCUCUACGUUAGAUUGACAAUCUUACUUUCUUAUAGCAUUUUGAUGGUGGACAUAGGAAUGUCUGACUUUAAGAGCUGGCUCUGGGAUAAAGCUGGUAUUCUUAGGAAAUGGACGGCAAAUAUUUAACAAAUGUUGCACAGAAUUCGUUAGGAAUAUGAUGUCUUAUGGAAAUGGUCUAUGGAAGUUUUUCUUUUGGAUUAUUAUAUUAAUUUAUAACUUCGACAAGGUGACCUACAUUUAAUACUUAAUGUAUUAUUAUAACUUUAAAGACGUUUCUGGCACCAAUUUGUUGAGCAAAGUAUACAAAAGUACGGAAAUAUUGCAAUAAGCAAUCCAACAUUUUCAAGACAAAAAAAAACUAUUCUAUCAGAUAAAAACUUUACUGACAUAAUGAAACUAUUACUUUAUCUGUACGCUUUGUCGAUGACAUGUAAAAUGUAUGACAUGAUAACUAAAACGAACGUUUCGUGGACAACAGAUUCUUAUGUUGCACGUCAAACUCAAGAAAAACAGUGUGAUUUUGCAAAUGGAACUGGCAGCUAUGCGUUAGGACUAGAAAGAAAUACAUCGGGUCAUGGUAAUAACAUAUAUAACAAUGAUUUCUUAGUAGUUAAUGUAUCAAACUGUGGAUUUGAGACAGUGAAAAAACAUAUCUGUAUUUUAUGCUCCUUACCAAGAAAGGUGUCUAUAGACAUGUCUUGGAACAAUAUCUCGAUACUGGAUGAAAUACAAUGUAACUGUCCUGCCAUAAAGGAAAUAGACUUCUCAAAUAAUGAGCUAACAGUGCUAAGAGCCAGUGCAUUUGUUUUCGUCCAAUACGUGAUACGAAUUAACAUGACCGGAAAUCAUAUUCAUCAAAUACAAGAACGUGUUUUCAAUAACCUGAAAAUGCUAGAAGUGCUUGAUUUAUCAAAUAACAAUCUCAAGAGGAUAUACCUAGAUACUUUUGAUAACCUAAGAAAUCUACGUAUAUUGAAUCUAUCAACAAACAAAAUACAAAGCAUACUGCCCGGGACAUUGUCACCGCUAAGGAACUUAGAAGAGUUGGACUUGUCAAAUAACGCUAUUCAUUCGCUAGACAGUGGACAUUUUAAUGGUCUUGAAAAUCUACGAAUUUUAAAUCUCGCUUUUAAUAAGCUGACAAAUGCAAAAUUAAACUUUUUGUUUCCCUGUGUCAAUUUAUCUUUAUUAGACUUGAGCGGAAACAAUUUUGUCAGUUUUGAAGAAGGGUCUCUAAAUGUCUUUCACAUACACAAACUGUUUUUGAAUAAUUUAUCACGUUUAAGAUAUAUAAUGAAUGGCGCUUUUCGCAACGGCGAUCGCCUUACAAAAGUUGACCUGAGCAGAAACAAAAAACUAUUUUUUAUCGAAGAAUAUGCCUUUCAAAAUAUGCAAGACUAUAUCACAUAUGACAUUAGCUUCACCUUGUUAAAAUCAUUUCCAAAGGUACCAAAUAAUACGAAAAUUAAAGCAACGGAGACUCCUCUGAGAUGUGAAUGUACCUCUGUAGCAGAUAUAUGUUCUCGUAAUGAUUCGUCGAAAGAUGAAAGACAGACUACAAAAGUAUGUGAGCCGAGCAUUGUUUCACAGAUAACGGACAACUAUUUUGUAUACGUUGGCCAACGUCUCGAAAUAGAUUGCUUUGCAAUUGGACUGCCUAAACCACUUGUGACAUGGGAAAGAAUAUAUUCUUAUCCGAAUGGAACGUUAGGUAGUACAGAGCAAUUAGCCGCAAGUUAUUUCCUAAAUCUAUACAUAUUAUCGUUAAAUUUCGAAGGAAAAUACCGAUGUGUUGCAAUGUCAAACAGUAUAAUAGUCCAUAAGAAUUUUAAUAUACAUGUAAAACAAAUAGAUAUAGGUAUAAAAGUGCUGUCACGUAGCUCUCACUCAAUACUUGUUGCUUGGAACAAGACACAACAUGCUCAACGUCACGUGCUUUUAUAUCGUGCAUUUGAAACAACUUCUGAUUAUAUUAUUGAGAAUUUGAAUGAAUACUGGAAAGUGUUUAUAGUAAGGUAUUUGCAACCAUUCACAGAAUAUGAAAUAUGUAUAGCCUCAUUUUCAGACUUAAAUGAUAAAUCGUGUGUUAGAGCGAUGACUUUAAUUUUACAAAAGAAAUCAGGAGGAAUUCGUCACAAUAACCUCGCAAUAACAUUUCUUGUUAUAUCUGGAGUCGUUUUUGGUGUUUUCAUUUUGGCAACAAUGUAUAGGUGUCUACAAAAAAUCCGAAUUAUUUCAAAACAAAAUAUUUUCAUUGUUGCUUCGGAAUCACGUGAAUGUUUUGCUGACGUAACGGAAUCUACAUUUACGUAUGAAAAUCACAAUACAGAACGUUUGGUUGAUACAGAGUAAGAGCAAAUAAAACAGGUUUCACUAAUAGAUAUGUAAGUCCUAUUUGUAUUUUAUAUUAAACGAAGAGGAAUGAAAUUAUUUGUUAUUGGGCAUCAGAUCACAGUUUGUUUG